This is a messenger RNA of Cooperia oncophora, 267 nucleotides long. The record is from the annotation of a GenBank genome assembly. Lineage: Eukaryota; Metazoa; Nematoda; Chromadorea; Rhabditida; Trichostrongylidae.
AUGGAAUAUUACAGAAAAGUUGUCUACCUGCUAUCUUCAAAAAAGCCGAGACUUCAUUUACCAAUCAAAGUUGUCAAUCUUAGCAUAAUGAUAGGCCCUGACGAUCCAUACAGAGGUAAUAACGGGCCGUUAUACGUGACUCGCGGCCAUGCUGAACAUCCAUUGCAUCAAGCGUUUCUCGAAGCUGGCCGUCAGCAUCCCAUAGGGAACACUGAGGACAUGAACGGCUUCAAGCAAGGAGGUGUUUUACGGAACCAAUGGAUAUGA